This is a messenger RNA of Rotaria sp. Silwood2, 3345 nucleotides long. NCBI's taxonomy places the organism in Eukaryota, Metazoa, Rotifera, Eurotatoria, Philodinida, Philodinidae. The record is from the annotation of a GenBank genome assembly.
AUGACAAUUUUUUUAAACAGACAACAUUAUUAUCUUUUUUUACUUAUUACCUCAUGUUAUUUGUUUCUAUUCAUCAAUGCUAAUAAUGAUACUGAUCAUCAUUCCAAUGAGACAAUUGAAGAAUUUAAUACAACUGUUAUUAGUCUAACAACAAUCGAUGAUAUUUUAAUUGAUGAUAAUAAAAAUGUUUCAAUUGAAAUCAAUGAUGUUUCAUCAUCUGCAACAUUUAUUUAUUCUACUCUAUUGUCAACAUCAGUUCCAUUAGAACUAAUAACUAAUGUUAACGUAACAGAAUUAAAUACAACUGAUAACGAAGACAACGAUUUAACAACAACAAUAUUAACACAAAUUAAUGAAACACAAGCUGCUUCAAAGGAAAAAACUGAAGAACAGACUACAAUUGUUUCUAAUAUAUCUUGUGUAUUAUCUAAACAUAAUAUUACAGAAAAAAAUGGUAGAAAAAAAAAAGAAUUUUUCUUUUAUAUAUGUAUAUUUCAUUACUUAGGUACAAAUACAGCAGGAUGUAAUAAUGAAACUAUGAACGUUCCAAUUUCAAAUAAUACAGUGGCAUUUAACAAUGAGACAGAAUUUAUUAGUACAAUCGAGAACGACGAUAUUAGUACGACAACAGAAAAAAAUGAUAUUUCUACUGAAACAUCGACUGAAAAUAUUACUUUCGUUACAAAUGAAAAUACUUCUACUGACUCUGAUAUGAAUAGUUCUACAACACAAGAAUUACAACAUACUAUGACAGAAAAAUCAGAAAGUACGACAACAGAAGAGUUAGAAAGUACUACAACUGAAGAUUUAGAAGAUACUACAAUAGAAUUAAUUGAAACUACUACUCAAACUUAUAUAACAACCGUAAAAUCUGCUUUAUGUGUUGAUAAUAAAUUUGAAUGUUGUCCUGAUGGAAAAACAUCAGCAAAAGGACGUGAAUUUGAAGGAUGUAAUACAACAGAAAAAUGGAUUUCACCAAUAACAAAACAAUCAUUACAAACUGUAUGUGAAUUGGAAAAAGAAGCUGGUAGUUGUAGUAAAUAUGUUAAUAUGUGGGCAUAUGAUCGUCAACAAGGUAAAUGUAUAAGAUUUUGGUAUGGAAGUUGUGAAGGAAAUGGAAAUCGAUUUGAAACUGAACAACAAUGUCAAGAAACAUGUAUUAGUCCAAAAGGAAUUGAAGUUUGUUUAUUACCAAAAAUAACUGGACCAUGUCAUUCAGCUAGUAAUCGUUAUUAUUAUGAUCGAGAUAAAAAAGAAUGUCAACAAUUUCAUUAUGGUGGCUGUAAUGGAAAUGCAAAUAAUUAUGAAACUAUUGAAAAAUGUCAAUCAACAUGUGUAAAGGAAACUGUUGAUCAAUGUACUCAACCUGUUGACGUUGGUCCAUGUAAAGGAGAAUUUUCUCGAUUUUAUUAUGAUAUUAUAACUGGACAAUGUCGAUCAUUUAUGUAUGGUGGUUGUAAAAAGAAUAAAAAUAAUUUUGCAACAUUAAAAGAUUGUUUAAAAACAUGUGUUGAACCAAGACAAAAAGGUACAAAUGAAAAGACAAGCAUAAUAUUUUACUUUGAAUAUUUUGAUUAUUAUUUUAAAGAUAUUUGUUUGCAACCAAAAGUUAUUGGUACAUGUCAAGAACGUCGACCAACUUGGUAUUUUGAUAUGAUUGAACGUGAAUGUAAAUUAUUUCAAUAUUCAGGUUGUAAAGGAAAUCAUAAUCAGUUCUCUACAAAAGAAGAAUGUGAUCUCUCAUGUUCAUCAUUAAAAACAUCGGCAACAUUAACAAAUGAUAUAAAAGCUGUUUGUAGUUUAUCAAUGGUACGUGGUAAUUGUGAUCAACAAAUAUCUCGUUGGUAUUAUAAUCCAGCUGAUCAAUAUUGUCAUUCAUUUCAAUAUACUGGUUGUCAUGGUAAUGCUAAUUCAUUUGAAAUUGAACAAGAUUGCCGAGAAAUAUGUCACGCAAGAGAAAAAGAUAUCUGUACACUUGAAAAAGAUUCUGGUUCAUGUGAUCAAUAUAAAAUCAUGUGGUAUUAUGAUUCAUCAAGUGGACAAUGUAAAAAUUUUUAUUAUGGUUCAUGUGGUGGAAAUGCAAAUCGUUUUGUAACUGAACAAGAAUGUCAAUUACGUUGUUUAAUUAAAACUGGAAACUCUAGUUGUUUUCAACAAGUUGAUCAAGGUUAUACUUGUAAUGAUACAAAGUUAGAUAAAAAUCAAACAAAAAAACCCAUAUUAAAAUUUUUUUAUGAUCAACAAUUAAAAAAAUGUUCAUCAUUUCUUUAUCAUGGUUGUGGAGGAAAUGAAAAUCGAUUUGAUGAAGAAAAUCAAUGUGUUGAAAAAUGUGCUACUGAUAUAACAAUUGGUCAACAAGGUUGUGGAUCAAAUAUGAUUCGUUGUAAUAUUCAAUGUAGAUUUGGUUUUGAAAGAGAUCCAAAUGGUUGUGAAAUAUGUCGUUGUUUUGAACCUUGUCAAAGACAACAAUGUCCAACUGGUUAUGAAUGUAUUAUUAUUCCAGAGCAAACUCAAUGUUUACAAGCACCAUGUCCUGUUCCGAGAGUUGAAUGUCAACCGAUUAGUUUUGAUCAAAUGGCUCGUUCAAGUGGAGGUAUUAAACCAAUAAUUGAAAAUUCUAUUACACACAUAUUUUCACAAUUUGAUGCUAAUGUAACAGUGCCAUGUAUUUUACGACAAGGUUAUCCAACACCAGUUAUUUACUGGUAUAAAGAACGACAACAAUUACAAGUACAUGAUUCAAUGAGUAGUGGUAUAAUAGUACGAAAAAUUGAACGAUUACCAGAUCAAUCAUUAUUAAUAAGAAAAGUAACACUUGAAGAUCAAGGUCUUUAUACAUGCAGAGCAAUUAAUGAUUUUGGACAAGAUAUAAAAGAUGUACAACUUGAAAUUUUUGAUUCAAUUAAAGUUGAUAUCUAUCCAAUUAAUCGCAUUUAUCAGCUUGGUUUUACAGCUAAACUUCAAUGUCGUGCUACAGGUUAUCCAUUACCACGUAUAACUUGGAUGCGUAAUAGUGUACCAUUACUUAAUACAACUCGUAUAACACUUCAAAAUGAUGGAUCAUUAAUUAUUCAUCCAUAUAAACGAGAAGAUGCAGGUCCUUAUGUAUGUAAUGCAACAAAUAAAAAAGAAAGUGUAACACAAGUUGCAUAUUUAGAAGUCAAAGAAACACGUAUUGAACCAAUCUGUGAAGAUCAACCAACAUUUGCCAAUUGUGAACUUGUUCUUCGACAUAAUUUUUGUGAUGUAUACUUUGAUUAUUGUUGUCGUACAUGUUCUCAACAUGGACAAUAUUCAUCAGAAAAAUCGAUUAAACCACGAAAUCGUCGACAUGUGUUUUUUUAA